This is a messenger RNA of Arabis nemorensis, 2289 nucleotides long. The record is from the annotation of a GenBank genome assembly. NCBI's taxonomy places the organism in Eukaryota, Viridiplantae, Streptophyta, Magnoliopsida, Brassicales, Brassicaceae.
AUGUCAAAGGAUCAAGUAAUCGCCGUUAACGAUGCGGUUCACAAGCUUCAGCUCGCGAUGCUCGACGGAAUCACCGAUCAGAAGCAGCUCAUCGCGGCUCGGAAAUUGAUGUCUAGAUUAGACUACGAGGAUGUGGUCACGGAACGAACGAUCGCUAAGCUCUGCGGUUACCCUCUCUGUCGAACAUCACUACCUUCCGAGGUUUCUAGAAGAGGAAAGUAUCGGAUAUCACUCAAGGAGCACAGAGUCUACGAUUUACAGGAGACCAGAAAGUUUUGCUCGGCGGAUUGUCUUAUUAGUAGCCGAGCGUUCUCGGGGAGUUUGCAAGAGGCACGUACCUCGGAUUUUGAUACUGUGAAGUUGAAUGAGAUUCUCGGUUUGUUUACUGAUUCAGACGUGAAAGAUGCUUUUGAUGUGAGUGAGGAUUUAGGAUUGUCUAAGCUGACGAUUCGUGAAAACUUUGAAGUGAGAGGUGGAGAAUUGUCUCUAGAGCAGUGGAUGGGUCCUUCCAAUGCUGUUGAAGGUUAUGUUCCUAUCGAUAAAAGCAAUUGCAAAUCCACAAAUGGCAAACUGGAUUCCAUGGUUACUCAGAGUAAUCAAGAGAAGAAGAAGGAGGAGAAUCCGCCUUUUAGCGAGAUGGAUUUCACUAGCACAGUUAUUGUUUCUGAUGAGUAUAGUGUUUCAAAGGUUCGACCGCAAACUACACAAGCUUCUCCUGCAAGGGAAUCUGAGGACGGCAAAGGGAAAUCAAUUCCGAGAGAACAAACUCCACUUCCUCCCAAAAAAAUUUCGAGGUUUCGUCGUGAAAAAGAAAGGGACAGGAAGAAUUCUGGAUUUGAUGGUGCGAGCUCAGUUACUAUGAAUGAUGGGCAACUAAAAGGUAAUCUUAAGACUUUGGAUGAGGAAAGUUCUCUAGCAGGAUCCUCGUCUGCUUCAUCUGGGUUUGGUAAGGAUCGUGAAAUGGAGGACAUUAAGAAUUUUGGGUUUGAUGAGAUGGGUUCUGAGAUUUCUGCUAUUAUGAGUGAUGGAUACAGCAUAGAAUACAGUGUCUCUAAGCAGCCACCGUGUUCAAUGGAAGAUCCUCUGAGUUGCCACCUAAAAGGAGGUCUCGAGACUUUGGACAAAAGAAAUGCUCUAAUAGGAUUCUCUUCUGGUUCGAAGACAAAGGACUCCAGUAAAAGAACAGAAAAAUUGGGAAAGAAAGUUAUUUGCAUUGAAUACCAUGCUAAUUCUUCUGAGGAUGCUGACGAAAUCCUUACGGCUGACUCUUGCAAGGGGCCUAAAGCUCAGGAUGUAUGUUCAUCGUGUGAAACCGUCGCUAAAUCGUGCCUUAAAAAUUCUGGCCCUAAGAAGCUUAGGCGUUCAGUUACAUGGGCGGAUCAGAAAGAUGGCUGUAGUGAUCUUUGUGAGUUUAGAAACAAUGAUUGGGAAGCAGGUCAUAAGCUUUCUUUUACUGAUACAAAGGAUGUCGAUAGUGUAUCACGCCUUGCAUUAGCAGAAGCAUGUGCUACGGCAUUGAGCCAGGCUGUCAAAGCUGUUUCUUCAGGGGAGUCAGAUGCAAGUGAUGCCGCUGCGAAAGUUGGAAUCGUUUUGUUGCCAAGUACACAUCAACUCGGUGAAGAGGUUUCUGAGAUGGAUACGGAGGAGGAAAUGAGUGAAGAAGAUGAACCAACUCUUCUGAAGUGGCCAAAUAGGCCAGGGAUUCCAGAUACUGAUUUGUUUGACCGUGAUCAAUCUUGGUUUGAUGGACCUCCAGAGGGCUUCAGUCUAAGCCUAUCAAGCUUCGGUAUGAUGUGGGAUUCACUGUUUGGCUGGGUAUCAGCAUCUUCUCUGGCAUACAUAUAUGGGAAGGAUGCAUCUGCUUAUGAGGAAUUCUUAUCAGUUAACGGGAUUCAGUACCUCCGGAAGGUUAUCCUGGGAGACGGGCUUUCCUCAGAGAUCAAGGAGACAAUUGCUGGGUGUCUUGCACGAGCUUUACCUAGAGUCGCCACUGAUCUCAGGUUGCCAAUUGCGAUAUCCGAGUUGGAAAAGGGACUGGGAAGCUUGUUGGAGACAAUGUCGUUGACAGGGGCAGUUCCAUCAUUUAAGAUGGAGCAAUGGCUAGUAAUUAUCCUUGUGUUCCUAGACGCGUUGUCUGUAUCGCGUAUUCCUCGCAUUGCACCUUACAUUUGCAACAGAAACAAGAUUUUGGAAGGAAGUGGAAUUGGAAAUGAAGAGUAUGAGAUAAUGAAGGAUAUUCUCUUACCACUCGGCCGUGUUCCUCAGUUUGCUAGCCGAAGCGGCGCGUAG